Drosophila arizonae is the source of this 2285-nucleotide messenger RNA. RefSeq names its product Reduction in Cnn dots 6 (gene Rcd6). The record is from RefSeq and is a predicted model, not a curated record. NCBI's taxonomy places the organism in Eukaryota, Metazoa, Arthropoda, Insecta, Diptera, Drosophilidae.
UUAAACUGCAAUCGAGUGAAAGGGGCAACUUAACAGAAAAAAAAAAAAAAAAAUAGGAACUAGAAAAAACCAAAAUACCAUGACAAGCCUCAAUUAGGCCGCUUAACGCUUUCGCAUUCGCAGCGCCACGAAACUCAUCAUUGAAACAUACAAGAAAGCAUCCCAAGUAGAACUAGAACUAGCUUGUCAUCGCCUCGCACCACUGACCCAACAACCAACAGCCAAACGCUAAGAGCUAAGAGCCACCAUCGAACAGCCAAAGCCAAGGCCGACCGAAAUCAAAGCUUAUUUUCUUUUUUUUGGCCAACAACAACAAACGACGAAACGACACGAUCAUGAAUUAUCAGAAGGCCAGUGAAACGCAUUCACCGUCCCCGUUCAAGAAGCCGAAACGGCCCGCUGGCACCAACAACAACAACAACAACGACAACAACAACAGCAACAAGAAGAACAGCCACAGCAACAGCAGCAACAGCAUCAAAGGCAAAGGCAACGGGAACGGGAACGGCAAUAGCAUACAAAACUUUUGGAACGAACGCAUCAUGGAGCGCUUCAUAAAGGCGAAUCUAUUCAUUAUCUGCUGUGUGGCGGCGGGCCUGUUGCUGAUUGUCUACCUGGGCGCCUUCUCGUGCGAGGUCUCGUGGCUGCUGGAGGCGCACGGCGAGCUGCCCUUCGCCGCCUAUACGCUGUGCACACUGUACUUUGUGAUGUUUGUGGCGACGACCAUUCUGAUCCAUGGCCUAGUGAGUGGGCUCUGCUGGCCCCUAUUCGCCUGGUCGGCUGUCAUUGGGCUGAUGUCGAUACCGGAGCUGGUGCUAGUGAUGCUAAUGACCACGCAGCAUUGGGGUCUGCAGUCGGUGCACGGCCUAACGGAGCUCACCUCCUAUUUGAUAAGGCUCAUCAUCAACUGCCUGGCUCUGAUCUGCGUCAUUCCCACCGGCAUCAAAUGGCGUCGCGAGAGGCAGGUGCUCAAUCAGCUGCAAGGCCUGGCGACCCGCCUCUCCCUGCAAACCCCGGCGCCCAGCGUGCCCAUGACCAAGGCGGACUCGAGGCGCUCCAGCCAGCGGCUGAGUGGCUUCGAGAACGCGGGCUACCAGCUCUGCGACGAGACGAAGCUGCCCCUGGGCAGCGGAGCUAACCAGAUGUUUGGCUCGCAGAACGAGUUCAAUGCCAGCAUGUUUGCGCCCCAGCAGUAUGUGCCCAGCCAGCGGAGCAGCUCGAAUCAGGUGCAUCGCGCCCAGUCGCUGAUGGAUCUGCGCUGCACGCUGCCUGGCAUGUACAAUCCCCGGCACGUGCUGGACACGGAGGACAAGAAUGCCAAGUACUUCAAUAUAACCAUAGACGACCUGAAGCACAAUUUGCAGGAUUCGCACCGCCCGUCGCCGCCCUCGCUGAUUGGCUCCGCCAGCAAUGAUCCCAUCUACUGCUCCAUCGAGCCCAAGCAGCUGACGCCGCCGCCCGCCCAGCAGCAGCAGCAGCAGCGACAUGGCCAGCAGAAGAAGCUGGCGCGCAACUGCAUCUCCCUGGAGAACCUCGACGGCAUUAGCAAGGUGCAGAACGACCUGGCUGCCUAUGGCAACAAUCUGCUGCAGAACUACACGCAGCAGCAGCACUACUACUUGGCCAUGCUGCUGCAGCAGCAACAGCAGCAGGCGGCCGCAGCAGCAGCGUCCAAUCUCUACCGCCGCCCCUCGGCCUGCAGCGUAACGGGCAGCUGCACAAUGCUCGGAGUGCAGCGACGCGGCUCCCAGCAGCUGCAGCAGCAGCAGCUCCAUCAGCAGCACCUGCAGUACUACGGCGGCUUCGGCUAUGCCAACUAUGCCAAUCCCUACAUCACAGCCAACAGCAAAUUGUCCCUGGGCAAUGAGUCCGAUGACUAUCGCAAGUAUCGCGAUGUGGCUCUUUAGUAGAUAUUUAAGCUAUGCUCCAGUCAAAAACACACACACACAUAUAUCUAUAUAUAUAUAUUAUACAUCAUACUCAUUAGCUGUAGCCUGCUCGACUACCACAGACAAGAAAUUCCUCGGAAUAACGACCAAAGAGCCACAAAACUAACUCAAUUACAGUGUUUGUAUUCGCUUCGUUUCGUCUGCACCUGCAGUGCGUAAACCUUGUCAAUUGAGGUUCUAGCUGUAUGCAAAUUAGUUAUAAGCGUCCUAUGUCCGAUACGAACAUUACCACUUUCACAGCGACAACGACUUAGGCUUUAAAAGUAGAUAUUAUGUGCAGUAAUUUGCAAUAAUUACCAGUAACUACUUGCAAUUACCCGUAACUACUUGUAAUUA